Messenger RNA from Periconia digitata, 594 nucleotides. The record is from the annotation of a GenBank genome assembly. NCBI's taxonomy places the organism in Eukaryota, Fungi, Ascomycota, Dothideomycetes, Pleosporales, Periconiaceae.
GCUGCACACGGAUACCUGCGAAAGCUGUUUAGACCAUUCCCAUCACAGUCCCCUGGUUUUUGCCAAGACUGUCCCCGGCAUCCUCCGCGGACAAUAGCACAAUUUCAUACGACACCACGCACGACGACAUUCGAUCGUUCAUUCCACGUUCGCCAUCAUCUCCAGCAAUCGCGCGCGCAGGGAGUCAGUAUGAUUCAGCUCAAGUCUCUCAUCAACUGCAUCGACAACUCGGGCGCCGCCAUUGUCGAAUGCGUCAACGUCCUGCGAUCAAAGCGAGCUGCACAUGUCGGCGACCGCAUCGUAGUUGUCGUGAAGAAGCAGCGGAACUUCGGCCCCGAGACCGGAAACAGUGUAUCCAUCAGCGCAGCAAAUAAAGUACGGCGGGGAGAUGUGCGCCACGCAGUCGUGGUGCGGACCGCCCAAAAGUGGCAGCGACCGGAUGGUAGCGUAGUCAAGUUUGACGACAACGCCUGCGUGCUCAUCAACAAGGCCGGCGAACCCAUAGGCUCCAGAGUCAGCGGCGUCGUCGCCGGUGAGUUGAGAAAGAAGCAGUGGUCCAAGAUCCUGUCUUUGGCACCCAUGCAUGUGUAGGAU